Molecule: messenger RNA, 1487 nt
Organism: Zingiber officinale
Lineage: Eukaryota; Viridiplantae; Streptophyta; Magnoliopsida; Zingiberales; Zingiberaceae
Product: ethylene-responsive transcription factor CRF4-like
Exons: 3
Coding region: 199-1275 (358 amino acids)
Biological process (GO): regulation of DNA-templated transcription
Molecular function (GO): DNA-binding transcription factor activity; DNA binding
Source: RefSeq, a predicted model, not a curated record
AAAGUAAGGAGAAAAGGCAUUACUGGAGCGCUGCGGCUGGGUUGUGGAAUUGGAGAUGGAUGGAUCAGGGAUCCUAUAAAACAGCAAGUCCCGAAUCUGGAAGCUCGACCUUCUCUGGAACGUAUUCAAGGUCUUAGGGCUUUGGUUCUUGGAGGUGAGUAGUAGGGGAAUAGAUGCGAACAGAGUAGAAAACAGAGCAUGGACAUGAACGUGGAUGCGGCGGCGUCUUUAAUUCCGGUGAAGCGGACGGAGCACGUCCUGGUGACGGCCAAGGUGGUGGCCGGGAAGCCUAGGCGUCGCCCUGCGGACGCAGCGCCGCGUCCGCGCACGGUGCGCGUCUUCUUCGACGACUGCGACGCCACCGACUCGUCGAGCGACGAUGUUUACUGCGGCCACCCCCGACGCCGCGUCCUCAGGCAUGUGCACGAGAUCCGGCUGGAGGCCCUCCAGGCCGCCGGCGCCGAAGCGCCGGCGGAAGGCGAGGCAGGAAGGGUCAAGACCUCGAAGGUCGCCGCCGCCCCGAGGAAGAGAAAGGCCGGAUCUAAGGUGGUCGGAGGCGGAGACGGGAACGUGCCGAGGUUCCGCGGCGUCCGCCGGCGAGCGUGGGGGAAGUACGCGGCGGAGAUACGAGACCCUUGGAGGCGAGUGCGGGUGUGGCUCGGCACGUACGAAACCGCCGAGGAGGCAGCCAAGGUGUACGACUCCGCCGCCAUCCGACUCCGUGGGGCCGACGCUAUUACAAACUUCGCGCGGCCACCGGAGGUGGGCGAUGCUAAUACUAACGCCUACGAGACCCUUCCGACGGCGAAGAAGAUCCUAUCGGAGAACAACCUCUCCUCAGUCUUAAGCGAGUGCGACACCGCCGCCGACGAGGCUCGCAACCUCUACUCGCCGACCUCCGUCCUCCGCCACUCUUCUCCUUCCUCUCCCUCCUCCUCCUCCUCCUCCUCCUCCACCACCACCAAGCAAGCGGAGGAUCCACCGACUACAACCGUUGGCGAUGCCGCGGGAAUCUCUCCUGCGGAGCCGGGCGGAUUUCUGCUCCCGGACGACAGAGAAACAAUGUUCGACGACCUCUUCGGCGUACAAGGGGCUUUUCCGCUCGGCUUCUUUGACGACGACUCGACGCCGAUCUCCUUCGUAGCCGAGGAUUUGAGCGACGAGUUCCUACUCGGCUCUGGCGACCUCGACCUCGGCACCACCGCCGGAGUAGACGAUUUCUUCUCCGACAUCGGCGACCUCUUCGCUAACGAGCUCCUCCCCGCCGCCAUCUGAACCAGAACCAUUCGUCGCAGUUUCGCCGCCGGACGCCGAUUCGCCGACCACUCUUGUUUUGGAUCGAAAAUAUCUUCUUGCCUUUUAUUUAUUUUGUUUUUCUAAUUUCGUCUUUUUUUAUAUUUCUUUUUUAAAAUCUCUUCCGGUGUUGGUAACUCGAAAAAGAACUUUCUAGUAAGCGAUGAGAUGCAAUUUUGCUCCGUGAUUAUUUA